AGAAAAAUGGCAAAUGCUCCGCUCAGUAUCUACAUGCAGGCACUUUGGUAUUGUCAGCUAAUAAAUACGUGUAUUUUUAUAUUGUAUUGUGUUUGGAAUUCACUAUAGAAUACUUCUAUGCUAUUAUUACACAAUUCAUCGCAGUGAGAAAAACUUCGUUUUUUGCUGAUGGGAUUCGGCUUGUUGUAUGCAGAUUAACACAAUGCAGUCCGUUUCUGCUGCUGUCUCCAGAAUGCAGGAAGUACUAAAGACAAGGCGAUGCUGUGCAGGUGUUCCACCGGGACGAUUGUGGCUACUAUUUUCCGUGAAUAUUUUUGCAAUCUUUAUUUGGUGGUUUGCCAUUUUAGAAAUGGACGUGGAAGUGUCCGAUACACGCUACUGGCGCCGACCACCCUCCAGCACCAACUACACAUCCACAUACGGCAGCGUUUUCCGUAAAGGUCAAGCCUCCAUGAAAACCUACAGUCUGUUGUACCGCGUGUCCAUUCUUUUCCACCUGAGCUCCACUUUCACAGCCUGCAUCGUUUUCUUGCUGUUUCGUGUCAUUGUACUGCGCAAUCCGCAGCGUUUAUGCAUGUACUGCGAAGUCGCCAAGGUGGGGUUCAGUGCGGAAGACGUGAACAACUUCCAGAAGAAGAUCCAACUGUUAUGCAUCAUUGCCUGCAUAAUCGACAUUGUGGGAUGGAUAUUCGAUAUGCAUUUGCUGUACGGCCUUCUAUCGCCGGGUGUGACCGCGACGCUGAAGAAAGCUCAAAUUGCGUAUCACAUCAGCAAUGCAGCCGCGUUGAUGUGCCAUAUUUACGGAGCGAUGGCGACGGUACGCCUGCCGAAAGCAUUCUUCGAAGAACUAAAGCCUGCUUUGAAAACAUACUGCUUUCAUUGCUUGUAUCCUGUAAAAUUGACAGUUGAUUAAACUUAUUUUAGGUGAGAAUUUUUUUAACCAAACUACUGUGCAAGAAAUACAGAGUACACUUUUAGCUACCGAGCCGGGUGUAUAAAAAACCCCGGCCUGAUCCAGUCUUUCGUUUACACUUUAGUAUUUGCAGUGUUCGUACAUUUCACAAUCAUUCUUCAUUCUCUUUCACAAAUAAUUUCUGUAUAGAACAGCAGCAUUACUUAAAUAAAAUGUCCGCAUUUCCUGCAGUCAAUA
Molecule: messenger RNA, 1150 nt
Organism: Paramacrobiotus metropolitanus
Lineage: Eukaryota; Metazoa; Tardigrada; Eutardigrada; Parachela; Macrobiotidae
Exons: 2
Coding region: 188-913 (241 amino acids)
Source: RefSeq, a predicted model, not a curated record